GAGCACCCCGAGGACGGCCGUGCCAGCAUCUACCGCUCGGUCAUCAUCAACACCUCCAAGGAGAUGAUGUGCUUCAGCGACUUCCCCAUCCCCGAGGAUUUCCCCAACUACAUGCACAACUCCAAGAUCAUGGAGUAUUUCCGCAUGUACGCGCAGCACUUCGACCUGCUGCGCCACAUCCGCUUCAGGACCAGCGUGUGCCGCGUGUCCAAGCGCCCCGACUUCGCCAGCAGCGGGCAGUGGGAGGUGCUGACCGAGAGCGAGGGCAAGCAGGAGGCGGCCGUCUUCGACGCCGUGCUGGUGUGCAGCGGGCACCACACCAACGCUCAUCUGCCGCUCGGCUCCUUCCCAGGGCUGGAGAAGUUUGAGGGCUGCUACCUGCACAGCCGGGACUACAAGAACCCUCAGCCUUUUUUUGGAAAACGGGUGGUCGUGGUUGGCAUUGGGAAUUCAGGCAUCGAUAUCGCAGUGGAGCUGAGCCACACAGCCAAGCAGGUUUUCCUCAGCACCAGGCGUGGGUCCUGGGUGCUGCACCGGGUGGCAGACAAUGGGUACCCCUUUGAUUACAACUACGGCACUCGCUUCGUGCACCUCGUCCAGAACGUGGUGCCUAACAGUGUCCUGAAUUUCUUCAUGGAGUGGAAGCUGAAUGCCCGCUUUGACCACACGCUCUACGGCCUAAAGCCCAAGCAUGGGGUCCUUGACACACACCCCACUGUCAACGACGACCUGCCCAACCGCAUCAUUUCGGGCAGGGUGCGGAUGAAGCCGAACGUCCAGGAGUUCACAGAGACAUCUGCCAUCUUUGAGGAUGGCACCAGGGAAGAUGUCGAUGUCAUAGUUUUUGCCACAGGAUACAGCUUCUCCUUCCCAUUCCUCGACGGCUGCGUGAAGGUGGUGGAGAACGAGAUUCCCCUCUACAAAUUCGUGUUCCCCACUGAGCUGGAGAAGCCAACGCUGGCUUUCAUUGGUCUCAUCCAGCCCUGGGGAGCCAUCAUGCCCAUCUCAGAGCUCCAGAGUCGCUGGGCCAUCCGUGUCUUCAAACGGCUGAACGAGCUGCCCCUGCAGCACGACAUGGAGGCUGACAUUGAGCAGAAGAAAAAAGCCAUGGCAAAGAGGUACGUGAAGAGCCAGCGGCACACCGUCCAGGUGGAUUACAUCCCUUACAUGGACGAGCUCGCCUGCCAGCUGGGGGUCAAGCCCAACCUGCUCUCCCUGUUCCUCACGGACCCCAGGCUGGCCAUGGAGAUGGCCUUCGGUCCGUGCACGCCGUACCAGUACCGGCUGCGGGGCCCGGGUGCGUGGGCAGGAGCCAGGGAAGCCAUCCUCACCCAGCAUCAGCGCAUGGUCAGCGCCCUGCAGCCGCGGGCCGCCCGCCGCCCCGCCCGGCCCAGCGCCCUGCCCCACGUCCUCACGGUGCUCUUCAGCAUCGGCAUGAUUAUGGCCACCCUCAUCUACGUCUCGCUCUCUGCUUAG
Molecule: messenger RNA, 1476 nt
Organism: Melospiza georgiana
Lineage: Eukaryota; Metazoa; Chordata; Aves; Passeriformes; Passerellidae
Product: flavin-containing monooxygenase 5-like
Exons: 7
Coding region: 64-1476 (470 amino acids)
Molecular function (GO): N,N-dimethylaniline monooxygenase activity; flavin adenine dinucleotide binding; NADP binding
Source: RefSeq, a predicted model, not a curated record